This is a messenger RNA of Synchytrium microbalum, 798 nucleotides long. RefSeq lists its product as uncharacterized. NCBI's taxonomy places the organism in Eukaryota, Fungi, Chytridiomycota, Chytridiomycetes, Synchytriales, Synchytriaceae. Gene Ontology annotation, biological process: proteasome-mediated ubiquitin-dependent protein catabolic process. The transcript is spliced from 6 exons. The coding region runs from base 1 to 798 and encodes 265 amino acids. Gene Ontology annotation, cellular component: cytoplasm; nucleus. The record is from RefSeq and is a predicted model, not a curated record. Gene Ontology annotation, molecular function: protein binding.
AUGACGGCCACAUCAAAUGCAGCCAAAAAGACGGUGGGUGCUACUACUGGACAUCUGUUGGGUUGGAUGAUCAUAUGGCAAUUUAAUAUUCUAAACUGUAUUCGCCCCAUCCAGGUCAUACCGAGAGAUGAAUGGGACAAGAAACUGGAUCAAGUCAAGAUCAACAAAAAUGAUUUGAAUCGACUUGUAAUGAACUACCUAGUCAUUGAAGGUUACAAGGACGCGGCCGAAAAGUUUGCAACCGAAUCUGGUCUCCCUCCUACUGUCGACUUGGCCCAUAUCGAAGAUAGGAUGAAUAUUCGUAAUGCAGUCCAGUCAGGGAAUAUCGAAGAAGCUAUUGAGAGGGUUAAUGAUUUGGAUCCUGAGAUACUGGACACAAAUCCUAAACUCUUCUUCCAUCUGCAACAACAAAAACUCAUUGAAUUGAUUCGAGGUGGUCGUAUACUGGAUGCUAUAGAGUUUGCUCAGGAUGAGUUGGCUCCUAGGGGCGAAGAAAAUCCUGAAUUCCUACAAGAACUAGAACGCACAAUGGCGCUCCUAGCAUUCGACGACCACAUCAAAUCACCCGUUGGAGACUUGUUGGAUUACAGUCAACGGCAAAAGACGGCUUCAGAAUUAAACUCGGCAAUCUUGGCUGCACAAUGUCAAGAUAAGGAUCCUAAAUUACCUACCAUGCUAAAGAUGUUGGUGUGGGCUCAAAAUCAAUUGGAUGAAAAGUAUACAUAUCCCAAAGUAAAGAAUCUUGUUACUACUGAACUGGAAGAUGUUACGCCGAUAGAGGAUUCAAAGACUAAAUGA